Molecule: messenger RNA, 1941 nt
Organism: Charadrius vociferus (killdeer)
Lineage: Eukaryota; Metazoa; Chordata; Aves; Charadriiformes; Charadriidae
Gene: PRKCA
Product: protein kinase C, alpha
Exons: 16
Coding region: 1-1941 (646 amino acids)
Biological process (GO): protein phosphorylation
Molecular function (GO): diacylglycerol-dependent serine/threonine kinase activity; ATP binding; zinc ion binding
Source: RefSeq, a predicted model, not a curated record
AUGGCAUUCAACAAGCUGUGGAACCUGCCUGAGGAGCUGUCUGGCACCCAGUCUGCGCUGGACCUCGCACUGUGGGUACCUGAGCGUGCCCGGGGUCUCUCGGGGCAGAAAGCAUCAGUUCUUUGCUGUUUUGUGGUUCAUAAGAGAUGCCAUGAGUUUGUUACCUUCUCUUGUCCUGGGGCUGACAAGGGACCCGACACGGACGAUCCCAGAAGCAAGCACAAAUUUAAGAUCCACACGUAUGGCAGCCCCACCUUCUGCGACCAUUGUGGGUCACUGCUUUACGGGCUGCUGCACCAGGGGAUGAAAUGUGACACCUGCGAUAUGAACGUUCAUAAGCAAUGCGUAAUAAAUGUCCCGAGCCUCUGCGGCAUGGAUCACACAGAGAAAAGAGGAAGGAUUUACCUGAAAGCCGAAGUCACUGGUGACAAACUGGAAGUAACCGUGCGAGAAGCAAAAAACCUAAUUCCCAUGGAUCCCAAUGGACUUUCAGAUCCUUAUGUUAAACUGAAGCUCAUCCCAGAUCCUAAGAAUGAAAGUAAACAAAAAACAAAAACCAUCCGUUCUACUCUGAACCCAGACUGGAAUGAGUCGUUCACAUUUAAGUUAAAACCUACAGACAAAGAUCGACGGUUAUCCGUAGAGGUCUGGGACUGGGAUCGAACAACCAGAAAUGAUUUCAUGGGAUCUCUCUCAUUUGGGGUGUCAGAGCUGAUGAAAAUGCCAGCCAGUGGAUGGUACAAGCUGCUGAAUCAAGAAGAAGGUGAAUAUUACAAUGUUCCAAUUCCAGAUGCUGAUGAAGAUGGAAAUGCAGAGCUCCGACAGAAGUUUGAGAAAGCCAAACUUGGGCCAGCUGGUAACAAAGUCAUUACUCCAACAGAAGACAAGAACUCAAGUGUGCCAUCCAACAAUCUGGACAGGGUGAAGCUGACAGAUUUCAACUUUCUCAUGGUUCUUGGAAAGGGGAGCUUUGGGAAGGUGAUGCUGGCAGACAGGAAGGGAACAGAGGAGCUCUAUGCAAUCAAAAUACUGAAAAAAGAUGUAGUGAUUCAGGAUGAUGAUGUUGAAUGUACAAUGGUUGAAAAACGAGUCCUGGCACUGCAAGAUAAACCACCGUUUCUGACACAGCUUCACUCUUGUUUCCAAACAGUUGACCGUCUGUAUUUUGUUAUGGAGUAUGUGAAUGGUGGUGAUCUCAUGUAUCACAUUCAGCAAGUAGGAAAAUUUAAGGAGCCACAAGCAGUGUUCUAUGCAGCCGAGAUCUCAGUUGGGUUAUUCUUUCUCCAUAACAGAGGAAUUAUUUAUAGAGAUCUGAAAUUAGAUAAUGUGAUGUUGGAUUCUGAAGGACACAUUAAAAUUGCUGAUUUUGGAAUGUGCAAAGAACAUAUGUUAGAUGGAGUAACAACCAGGACCUUCUGUGGCACUCCAGACUACAUUGCUCCAGAGAUUAUCGCUUACCAGCCCUAUGGGAAGUCUGUGGAUUGGUGGGCGUACGGAGUGCUGCUCUACGAGAUGUUGGCUGGCCAGCCUCCAUUUGAUGGGGAAGAUGAAGAUGAACUUUUCCAGUCCAUAAUGGAGCAUAAUGUUUCCUAUCCAAAAUCACUGUCCAAAGAAGCUGUUUCCAUCUGCAAGGGGCUAAUGACUAAACAUCCCGCAAAACGCCUUGGCUGUGGCCUUGAAGGUGAAAGAGACAUCAGGGAACAUGCUUUCUUCAGGAGAAUUGACUGGGAGAAACUGGAAAGUAGAGAGAUCCAGCCACCUUUCAAACCUAAAGUGUGUGGCAAAGGUGCCGAAAACUUCGAUAAAUUCUUUACACGAGGACAGCCGGUGUUAACACCUCCGGAUCAGCUGGUCAUUGCUAACAUAGACCAAACAGAUUUUGAAGGGUUCUCUUACGUCAACCCCCAGUUCGUGCACCCCCUUUUACAAAAUGUAGCAUGA